AUGACGCAAGAAACGGAAGAGACUCGGCCACUGAACCUGUUUUCAGGCAUACGUGAGUGGAGAAAAGCUGAGGAAACUGGAGCUGACACACAUCAUCAAAAAAGACCCAAGGGUGAUCUCAAAGUGUUGGAUAGCAUACUGGAACAUAUCGGAGAUACUCCUCUGGUCAAG
Messenger RNA from Sphaeroforma arctica JP610, 171 nucleotides. RefSeq lists its product as hypothetical. The annotation marks the transcript as partial. The record is from RefSeq and is a predicted model, not a curated record. NCBI's taxonomy places the organism in Eukaryota, Ichthyosporea, Ichthyophonida. The transcript has a single exon.